This is a messenger RNA of Prunus mume (Japanese apricot), 1185 nucleotides long. Its product is annotated as Transcription initiation factor TFIIE, beta subunit. Lineage: Eukaryota; Viridiplantae; Streptophyta; Magnoliopsida; Rosales; Rosaceae. Gene Ontology annotation, cellular component: transcription factor TFIIE complex. The record is from RefSeq and is a predicted model, not a curated record. Gene Ontology annotation, biological process: transcription initiation at RNA polymerase II promoter. Gene Ontology annotation, molecular function: TFIIH-class transcription factor complex binding.
GCAGGGGUUUUUAUUCUCUCACGCCCAACAAACAACGAACGAACGAACGAACGAACGAACGCUACUCUCUCAGCCUCCGAUCGUCGAUCUUCGACUCUCUCUCUCUCUCUUAUCGCAGCCAAGAGCAACGCCAUCGCGGUAAACAUGUCACUAAAAGAAAGCUUAGAAAGAUUUAAGAAGCAGCAAGAGAAGUGCCAGACAACCCUUUCCAGCAUUGCCUCUACCAAGGCCGCGGCAGCUCCGAGACCCGCUCCUGCAGCAGCUAGGGCUCCUCCUCCAGCUGUCAAAUUUUCAAAUGAUACAGAGAGACUCCAACACAUUAAUAGCAUCCGGAAAGGCCCUGUUGGAGCUCAGAUCAAGCGUGUUAUAGACCUGCUGUUGGAGACAAGGCAAGCCUUUACGCCAGAGCAAAUUAAUGAAGCAUGUUAUGUUGAUGCGAAUGCUAACAAAGCUGUCUUUGACAGUCUGAGGAAUAACCCAAAAGUUUAUUAUGAUGGGAGGCGCUUCUCCUAUAAGUCCAAGCAUAAUGUGACGGAUAAAAACCAGCUUCGUUCUUUAAUACGGAAAUAUCCAGAGGGCAUAGCUGUCAUUGAUCUCAAGGAUGCAUACCCGAAUGUGAUGGACGAUUUGCAGGCUUUGAAAGCUGCAGGUGACAUCUGGCUGCUUUCAAACUUUGAUUCACAAGAGGAUAUAGCAUAUCCAAAUGACCCCAGGUUGCCUGCGAUGAAUGUUGAUGAUGAGCUUAAGGUGCUCUUUAGGUCGAUUGAAUUACCUCGUGAUAUGAUUGACAUUGAGAAAGAACUCCAGAAGAAUGGGAUGAAGCCAGCCACGGAUACUGCAAAGAGGAGGGCCUUGGCACAGAGUCAAGGCAUUCCUAACAAAGCCAAACCCAAGAAGAAGAAGCACGAGAUCAGCAAGAGGACAAAGCUUACAAACGCCCAUCUUCCGGAGCUAUUUUCUAGACCCUAAAAAGUUAGGUGAAGCUGCUAUGUGAAAGGUCUGCAAGAUGUUAUGGAUGUAAGCAGAUUGUACAAAACAUAUUGGAAGACAGAUAAGAUAGCCCAAAAAUGUACUUGAAAUAUCCCCUAUGUUUUUUGCUCCGAAAUGCCAGUUUGAGGAUUGAAUUUGUUCUUAUCAAAUGCUAUGAUUUAGGAACCUGAAAUUUCUACUCCUACGUUUCAGUUA